UCUUCAGUAGAAGUGACAGAAAAAUGAGAAAAACAUGAAAAUUUAUUAUGUACAUGAAAUGCUUCUUGUAAGAAAACUUUAAAAUCUUUCAUGCUAGAUAACUCACAUGGAUCACAUAACAGAAUAUAAUAUUACAUAAGCAUAAACAUAACAUAACAUAAUCAAUUAUUCAUUGAGCAGUGGCACUCCCAACAGCCAUUUCUUUGGAUGGAUGACAUCAUAAUGGACCUGUUUUGAUUGGUCUCCAUGGUAGCAGGAGCGGGCAGAGUAGUUACUGACCAUUACUCCUGAGGAGAGUGCUGAGAUAGGAGGUGUGGACUUUGUUGUUUAUAGUAUUUUGUAUCUUCAGGUGAGGUGGUGUGAUUUUGUUGCACUUUCCAGAAUUGGCUUUGGAAACUGAGGGAUGUCAAUGAUGGAAAUAUCACCUUCAAAGAUGGAAGAUAUUAUGAUCAAUCAGAAUGAUGAACCUGAUGAAACUGUUACCAUCUAUGUAAAAGAUGAAAAGAAGCAGACAAAAGGAGGAAGGGACAAAACUAUUAUGCAGGAAAGUAUUCAUGAUCAGCAGGCAUGGGAAAACAACAAUGAAAAUAUUCCCACAAACAUGGAAAGGGAUGAGAUCUACCACAUGCACAAGCCCAAUGAGCCUGAGGCAUGUGAUACUGUGGAGAUGAAUGAUAAAAUAAAUCAAUCAAACUCUGAACAAAUUGAGAGGAUGAUUUCUGAGGAAGGUGGGGGUGAUCAGCAUGCAUGCAAUGCUAAUACUGGCAACAAAAGCAUAGGGAAACACCAAAUAUGUAAGGAUAGUUAUCCAGAUGAAAAUGAUGAAGAAUCAAAAUUUGGAGUGAACAAGAAGGAAGGAGCUGGUGAUAACUAUGGAUGUGAUUCCAAUGAUGGUAAUAUGCAGGUAACUAUGGAAAACAGUGAGAUCACCCACAAUAAUGACUCAAGUGGACCUGAAGUUAAUAUCACAAAUGUACAAAUUGAUAUGAAUCUACAAAAAAGUGAUAACAUGAUAAUGCCGCUUAAUAUAGAUGACCAGCAGGCGCGGGUGGUCAACAUGUGCAAGAUUGCAGAAAACAAAGAAGAUUCUUCUAGUGAUAGUGGUGAUGAAGGAGGGAUAUGGUUCACAGCUCCAGUGACUUAUAUAGAAGAGUACCACCUACCAACUUAUUUUGAUGAGGAAAGACCAACAUAUUAUGGAUGGGAUGAAUCUAUGUGGAGUUAUGUAGAAAGGAAAGAAAAAUUCUCUUCUUACUUUGGUGAUAAAAGUGACAUAUGGAUUGCAGAACCUGCUUUGCAUGCAGAAGGACAUUCCAGUCCACCAACAUAUAGAGAACCAGCCAAUCAGUAUGCAAGAAAGAUCAAACUGUUCCCAACUCCAGAAAUUACAGAAGACCCUUGGCCUAGUGAAAGUGAGAGAAUAAGUGAUGACACAGCAAAGAACACAAUACAAGGGAAAAGCAGUAAAAAGAGGAGGCUGCUUUCAUUCUUUCGAUGCUUCUCACGGACAGCUAGAAAACAGAAAAAGGUACAUCAUGAAAAGUCAAUUUCAGGGGAUUCAAAAAGAGCCAUCGAUGAAUCCAGAAAAAAUGUCUCUGAAGACAUAGUGUCCCCAGGUUGCAGUAUUUUGUCAUGGUUUUUUUCUUCUAGGAAAUAGAGGGGGGAAACCCCAAGAAAUAAAGUUAGGAGAGGAAAUUUU
Messenger RNA from Antechinus flavipes (yellow-footed antechinus), 1699 nucleotides. RefSeq lists its product as uncharacterized. The record is from RefSeq and is a predicted model, not a curated record. The transcript is spliced from 17 exons. NCBI's taxonomy places the organism in Eukaryota, Metazoa, Chordata, Mammalia, Dasyuromorphia, Dasyuridae. Bases 404 to 1657 code for a protein of 417 amino acids.